AACAACUUAUGGCUUGUCAGACCAUUUAACUUGAAAGACCCAGACCACCCGCUUGUCCAUACUUUUGAGUUGGUAUUUACACAAACGCCGGUAAAAUUGGUCUUAGCGAAUUAUAAGGCAAAUGACGAAUGCUGCCAUCUAACAGAAGUUUCGAAAAUCAUUUCGCAUUCAGACUAUCACCAUCUCGACAAAAGACUUUGACAAAACAAAAACAAAAUUUCUUUUGUAAAAGCCGAAAUAUUCGUCUGCUGCUAACAGUUCAGUUGUUAUUAUGACGGUUCAUUGGAUAUAUCGAAACGAAAUAGAAACGCGCGCGUGAAAGUUCUCCGGAAAUGUUUGUUCGAUUGACAAUUUCAACAGAAUUCAGAUCAGUUAUCCGUAAAAUAAAACUCUGCUCUCAACACGCACACCGAACCAGUAAUCUCGCAGUUGGAUCGCUAAGUCAUGGCUAUAAUUGGAUUGGUGCACUUCAACUGUACCUUUAUUCUUCCCAAUAGCAAAGCGACUACACGUCCAAAACACUAUUACUGACAACACGACUCGCACCAAUAAUUCACUGUGUUAUCAGCUAGCGAACAGGCAACAAGUAGAACAACAUCAAACACACGACAAAGAGAAUGACUGAAAAAUCGAAAUUGAAUCAAGAUUUGCAAGAUGAACGCCAGAGAAUCCCGUUUAAUGUGGAAGCGUUCACGAAUUGGUACUACGGCGGUGAAGCGAAUGUCAAGGAUAUUCUCGCUGGUGGAGAAAUUGUGCUCGAUGUACGGACCGGAGAUUUACCAGUUCGAAGGUGUGACGUACCACUCGUUUCCCAAUGCACAGAGAUUGUCGAGCCCAGAGGUAGAGGGACAACUUCGAUCCGCGUCGUCCGGUUAUCGAGCAAAGUUCAUACAGAAAUCGGCGAGAUUCCACCAGCUACAGGAAUUCGACUACAAAGCAGCUCAUCAAGAACUGACGAAACUAACAGGAAUCGGACCCAAGGUUGCCGACUGCAUUUGCCUGAUGUCGUUGAAUCAUCUGGAAGCGAUUCCUGUCGACACUCAUGUCUAUUAAAUUGCCAAAUUGCAUUACCUUCCCUGAUUGAAGGCUGCGAAAAGUAUCACGGCCAAAGUGUACAACGAAAUUGGCGAAAAAUUUCGCGAAGUGUAUGGAGACCUAGCAGGAUGGGCACAGACGGUACUCUUCUGUUCGGACUUGGUGAAUUUUAAGGAAAACAGUGGCUAAGAAGCGACGUAAGAAGUCGUAAGGCUGGCUGCUUGUUUGCAUUGUUAGGUGUAAAAAUGUUCUUUGUCUUCGUGUUUUAGCAAUAAAUCGUUUUUUC
Bradysia coprophila is the source of this 1321-nucleotide messenger RNA. Its product is annotated as N-glycosylase/DNA lyase-like. NCBI's taxonomy places the organism in Eukaryota, Metazoa, Arthropoda, Insecta, Diptera, Sciaridae. The record is from RefSeq and is a predicted model, not a curated record. Gene Ontology annotation, cellular component: nucleus. Gene Ontology annotation, molecular function: 8-oxo-7,8-dihydroguanine DNA N-glycosylase activity. Gene Ontology annotation, biological process: base-excision repair, AP site formation; base-excision repair.